Cavenderia fasciculata is the source of this 2649-nucleotide messenger RNA. RefSeq lists its product as uncharacterized. The transcript is spliced from 9 exons. The record is from RefSeq and is a predicted model, not a curated record. The coding region runs from base 1 to 2649 and encodes 882 amino acids. NCBI's taxonomy places the organism in Eukaryota, Evosea, Eumycetozoa, Acytosteliales, Cavenderiaceae.
AUGGAACCGCAUUUAAAGAAUCUACUUGAACCUAAUAUAGAACUAACACAACAAAGAGAGAGUCUCGAUAAGUUAUACACUAAUUGUUCACCCCAAGGUUUACAAAAGAAUAAAGAUGUGUUUUUAGAAGUAUUGGGAAAAUAUUUAGAAACAAAAGAUGCACCAACAUCAUAUAUAGUAGUGACUUUGGCAAAUACAUAUUAUACAAAUUUGUUACCAAUGUCAAUGGGUAAUGAUAAGGGAUGGUCAUUUACAAGUCAAUUUCUAUCAUUGUUUAUUAAACGAUUAAAAGAUACUAUUUCAAUACGCGUAAGAGAUAUUCAAAACUUGUUGGAAAACAUUAAUGUUACAAGUCAGACAUCAAACCACCACCAACAACAUGAUGAUGAACAAUCAAUUUACUUUUGGGUCAAAUCAAUUGAUACUCUAGUACUAUUGUUAUCAUCGAUUUUAGAGCGUUUAGGAUCAUUCUAUCCCGUUUCAAUGGCAAUGAUACGUCAGUUGCUGUCUUCAUCGGUCACCUUGAUCAGAGUUGCAAAACCAAUCAAAGAUUUUUCAAAACCUUUUAAAUCUAUUACACUAGAAUUUGGCGAUCAAUCAUUGGAACAGAUAAAUGAUCAACUCUAUGAAAACAUUGACAAGAAUCUAUUACUUUUAAAAAACCUUUUAUUUUCUGUCAAUUCAUUUCAAUUAUCAAAUCCUCAAAAUUUAAAACAUCUUGUUGAAUAUUGUCAAGAAUUAUUAAAUGUAUUUCAAGAAGGAAUUGAUAGUAAUCAACCAGUAAAAUUAAAUAUUUACAAGGCACUUAAAAAUAUAUUUAUAUUGGAUUGUGAAAACAAGUUUGAUUUAUUGGAAAAGAUUGAUAUAAGAUCAACUCUUGAAAAAUUAUUAAAUUCUUGUAAAGAUCAAUUAGAAAGAGUAUCAAAUCAACCAGAAAACAAAGUAUCAUUAAAACUAUCAAUAUUUUUUCUAAAUACAACACAAAUAUUUUUUGAACAUUUCUCUUCCUAUUUGGAUAAUGAAAGUUUAACAAAUUCAAUGCUAUCACUUUACGAUCUUUACAAGUAUUGUUUAGAAUCAAUGGAAGAGAAAAAAUCAACAACACAACCAGAUUAUAUAAACCGUGUAAAUGAUUUAUCAGGAUUUUUAUGGAAAUUUGGUAGACAUGAAAGAAUAACAAGAGUAUUAUUACAACAACAAACAAAUAGUCAUUCCUAUUCACAAGAUCAAAAGAUUGGAAAAUUAUUUUUCAUUUUAUCAACAUUUGGAAACAACAUUUUAUUUCAAGAUCAAUCAAUACCAUUUAAAUUAUUUCAAAUGUGUUUUCAAAUACUAGAAACAACUCCUGUCAUUUUAUCAAGUAAAACAUUUACAAAAUAUUUGUUUACUUGUUUUAUUAGAUUAUUUAAACAAAGUAAAUCGAUUACAUCUGACAUUUCACUUUAUCGAUUCAUUUUAAAAAAUAUUAUUGGUUUAAAUGAUUAUAUAGCUAAAAUUUCAAUUGGUAUUUGGACUAUUUUAUAUGAUCAUUGUAAUGAUCAAUCAAAAAAAUUAAUUGAUUUAGAAAUUAUUUCUUUUUUUAAAAAUUUAAAUAAUAGAAAUAUAUUUAACCUUAUUAUAAAGAAAAAUUAUUUAUAUUUUCAACAACAAAUUGUUGUUGGUCAAGACCAUAAUACAAUGGUUGUACCAAUCUCUGCAAUGAUCUAUCUUGAAUCUUUGGGAUCAAAUUUGUAUAUAAUAUUAUCGCCAUUGGUUAAAGAGAAAAUUGUAGAUUUACUUGAUCAAUGUUUUAUUAAAUUAAAAUAUUAUCAAUCAAAAUUAAAUCAUUUAUCUAAAUUUGAUUCAACAAACUUGGAAAAUAUAUUAACAAUAAUUGAAUCAAUUUCAUCUAUUGAUAUAGCAUUAUAUCAUAAAAAUAAUAUUAUUGAAAAUAUUUCAACACUUUUGAACUAUCCUCUACUUUUAUCAAAUAUCUUACAACCAAUUUAUGGUUCACUUGUCAAAUUAAUUUCAAAAUUAAAUCAUAAACAAAUUUUAGAGAUUUUAAAUUCAAGUAUCAAUAUAGCAAUAUCAAACAAGGUUAUAGUUACUCUAUUUUUAACAAACUUGGCAAAAAAUAAUUCAUCAUUGACUCAAAUGGAUCAACAACAAUUACAUUCAACUUUACAAAAAUUAUUUAUUAAUUUAUUUAAAAAUAAUCAUAAUCAUAAUUCUUGGAUUAUUACAAGUUCAAUUGAAUGUUCAAUUAAUUCAUUUUCAAAUAUAUUUAAUAAUAAUAGAAGUAAACUAGCAUCAUUGAUACCACAAGAUAAUCAACUUCGAGAUAAAUUUAUAAAUAAUCAAACAUGGUUUUCAAUUCCAAAUCUUUUGACGACAAGAGAUUAUCUAAUUGAACAAUCUCUAUUGAAUCAAAGAUUUAUUAAAAAUAUUGAAAAAUGGAAAGAAAAUUUAAGAAAUCCUCAAAUACAACAACAACAACAAUUUAAUUUCAAGAGUCAAAUGGAUUUAAUGCAAUCAAGAGGAACUUCACCGGCGAUUAGUAUUGGUGAAGAUAUUGUUGCCAUCAAGAAAUUGUUAAAUCAUGUGAAACAAACUCUAUCAAGCAAACCAAGAUUAGACAAUGAAACAAAAAUAUUGGUUAUGAUCUAA